Cannabis sativa is the source of this 1184-nucleotide messenger RNA. RefSeq names its product deaminated glutathione amidase, chloroplastic/cytosolic. NCBI's taxonomy places the organism in Eukaryota, Viridiplantae, Streptophyta, Magnoliopsida, Rosales, Cannabaceae. The record is from RefSeq and is a predicted model, not a curated record. Gene Ontology annotation, molecular function: hydrolase activity, acting on carbon-nitrogen (but not peptide) bonds, in linear amides. The transcript is spliced from 9 exons. Bases 8 to 994 code for a protein of 328 amino acids.
UGAGGGCAUGUUAAAGUUCGCGGAAAAAUUGCUAAUUAGCCUAAAUUAUAUAUAUAAAUUCGACCGUACAAACACCCCCACUCACUCACUACUCUCACAUCACACCAACAACCCGCCUCGUCUCCUCCUCGCCGAUUUGGAAAUGGCCGUCAACUCUGUCAGAGUCGCCGCUGCUCAGAUGACUUCCAUUAACGAUCUCGCUUCUAAUUUCGCCACCUGCUCUCGCCUCGUCAAAGAAGCAGCUUCGGCCGGAGCAAAAAUGAUCUGUUUUCCUGAAAGUUUCGCAUUCAUUGGUGCUCAAGAUGGAGAAAGUCUCAAAAUAGCACAACCUUUAGAUGGACCUAUGAUGCAACAAUACUGUUCUCUAGCUAGAGAAUCAAGUAUUUGGUUGUCACUUGGAGGGUUUCAAGAGAAAGGUCCUGAUGAGCAGCAUUUGUUUAAUACUCAUGUUGUAAUUGAUGAUAAUGGGAAAAUCAAAAGCACUUACAAGAAGAUACAUUUGUUUGAUGUAGAUAUUGCUGGUGAAAGGUCAUACAAGGAAAGCAACAUUACAGAAGCAGGGAAUAACAUUGUUUCAGUAGAUAGUCCUGUUGGACGAUUGGGUCUCACGGUUUGUUAUGAUCUAAGAUUUCCUGAGCUAUACCAGCAGCUAAGGUUCCAACAUGAAGCACAGGUCCUAUUGGUACCUGCGGCUUUCACAGUUGCAACAGGUCAGGCACACUGGGAGAUUCUUCUUCGUGCCCGUGCAAUUGAGACUCAGUGCUAUGUCAUUGCUGCCGCACAAACUGGAAAGCAUAAUGAUAAACGACAAAGCUAUGGCGAAACUUUGAUUAUUGAUCCAUGGGGAACAGUAGUUGGCCGACUUACUGAUCGAUUGUCAACAGGAAUUACUGUGGCCGAUAUAGAUUUCUCACUGCUUGAUUCAAUCAGAACAAGGAUGCCAAUUGCUAGGCAUAGGAAGCCUAUUGAAUUCUGGAAAUCUGCUUCCCUAUGAUAUAAAUCUACCAAUAUGUUGUAUUGUUUUGACUGUUUAAUAGACUUAAAUUAUUGGAGUUGUAAUUUACAAUUUACAAUUUUCUUUUUAAUUUUAUUUUCAAAUAAUACAUUGUACUUAUCAACCAUUGUCUCAACAAUAAAAAAUAGUGUAGGAAGAAAAAUGAAUAAUAAAAAUAGCUUUUUUGUCA